Molecule: messenger RNA, 958 nt
Organism: Baudoinia panamericana UAMH 10762
Lineage: Eukaryota; Fungi; Ascomycota; Dothideomycetes; Mycosphaerellales; Teratosphaeriaceae
Exons: 2
Coding region: 142-915 (257 amino acids)
Cellular component (GO): cytoplasm
Molecular function (GO): methylthioribulose 1-phosphate dehydratase activity; metal ion binding
Source: RefSeq, a predicted model, not a curated record
UAGACGCAUGGAUCGGCUUAUGUAAGAUCUCGCAAGCACCGCAACGGUCAAAGCUUCUCCCUCCUUCACUGCUUUGCACAGUUCGUGCCUUCCGAUUCAGGAAAUCCCAGCAUUCGCAUCAUAUUGCAGACAAUCUCCAAAAUGGCGGACUCUGCAACAGCAGCCAAGCAGAACGACAGGAGCAAUGGCGAAGACCAAGAAGCCGAUGCACUCGUUGUCGCCGCCGACUCCCCCGCCCACCGCAUCAGCGACCUCUGCCGCCAAUUCUACACGCUCGGCUGGGUAACCGGCACUGGGGGCGGUGUUAGCAUACGUAAAGGCGACCACAUCUUUCUCGCGCCUUCUGGAGUACAGAAAGAGCUGAUGCAGCCCACCGAUAUGUUCGUGAUGGACUAUCAUACUAAGCAAUACAUUCGCAAGCCUCCGGUACUGAAACCAUCUGCUUGCACUCCUCUUUUCCUAGCAGCCUAUACACGCCGCAAUGCCGGCUGCUGCAUACACACGCACUCACAGUGGGCUGUCCUUGUUACUCUGAUAUGCGAGGCUGGCCUGCAAGACUCUAGCCAGCGUGAUGUCUUCUGUAUUAAAGAGAUCGAGCAGAUCAAAGGCAUAUCACGCGGCGGUUCAGGCAGCGAUGAGAUUGCGGAAGGCGGCCGGAAACUCGGUAACUUAGGCUACUUCGAUACCAUGAGAAUACCUAUUAUCGAAAACACUGCACAUGAGGAGGAUCUGAGAGACACACUAGAGGCGGCGAUUGAGAAGUGGCCGGAAACCCCCGCCGUGCUGGUCAGAAGGCAUGGAGUCUAUGUCUGGGGGAAGGAUGUGGCGCAAGCGAAGACGCAAUGUGAGAGUCUGGAUUACCUGUUCCAGCUGGCGGUGGAAAUGCAUAAGCUGGGGCUGAAGUGGGUGAGCUGAUGAGUGCUGAGGCAUAACGGCACGAUGUUCGACUGAACCGCAA